Adineta steineri is the source of this 1394-nucleotide messenger RNA. The record is from the annotation of a GenBank genome assembly. Lineage: Eukaryota; Metazoa; Rotifera; Eurotatoria; Adinetida; Adinetidae.
AAAUUUGAGAGAGAUAUUGCGAAAAUACUGAGAGGCUCAUUUAUUGUACCGCACCCGUUAUCUUUUAUUGAAGUUUUUUCAUUAAACUUCUAUACAAAAUUGUUAUUUUGUCGCUUUCUUCAUUUGUUCCGUCAGAAAUGCUAAUGCAGCGAUACCCAUAGAUGAUUUUAAAAUAAAUAAAAUCGAAAGAAUAUAAUCAACUUUUCUCUAUCAAAGUGAUUAUGAAAUAACCAUUAUGAUUUCCUUUUGUUUUCUCGAUGAACGUAUUAUAUAGAUCUUUAUCAUAAAAUCUUCACCCUGUAGAUAUAUAUUUGAAAGAAAUAUGGCAUUGAAAAAGUUUUUAAAUUCAUCUAAAAAUGUUAUGAAUAAAAUACUGAUAGAUCUGUUCUUUGUUGAGUAGAUACUUCAUCAAUUGUCCAAUCUGUGUAUUCAUCAGAGCUAACAGUGAAUCAUCAAAUGUAUUCUCGUAGUUGUGACAAAUCAAAUUAUUACUAUGAAACUAUACAAAUCAGUGUGGUUACAGAUGGGUUGUAUAUGAUUACAAGUAACAGUAGUAUCAAUAUAUACGAAUAUAUCUACGAGCACAGUUUCGAUCCAUUUGAUCCAUGGGUAUAUUUAAAACCAAAGUAUUUGGGGACAUGUUCAUUUGAAAAAUCUAGAUACGAAUACGACCUUCGAGUCAAUGUAACAUACAUAUUAGUUGUGACAACAUCGAAACCAGAUGCGACAGGAUCAUUCUCAGUCAUUGUAUCUGGCCUAACAAAUACCAGUUUCAAACGUAUUAGUGAGCAUUCAGACAUUUUCGUCAUAGUUAGCGUCAUGCUUCCGCAUUGUUUUCUAAGAUGGAAAGGGGACUGAAAUUAACAGAAAACCCAAUUCUUUGCCAUAAAGUGUCUUUGUAUGAUCUUCUGGUGAAUCUCCCACAAAAAACACUUAGACUAUGUACGUGAGGAUGUGGGUGUAGAUACAAGGAUCAGAGAAUCUACACCCUCCCACAAGAUAAAAUAGUUUAUUUAACUUUAGUUGAUAAAAGGACAAAUCUUUAUUUCAUUUUUUUUAGUUGAAAAUCAUGAGAAAUGUGUUAUUGGUGGUUCAUGUAAUGUUCAAACGAAAGGUAUUGGUAUAACUCUUGACGAUAUUUUACGUUUUGAAAUUAAUCGAAAUGUGACAUUGAAGAAUCAACCAUUAUUAGUGAAAAUAAGUGUUGCUUUAACAAUAAUUAUGUUUCUUUUGGGUUUAAUCAAUAGUAUUUUAUCAUUUUUAACAUUUCAAAAUGAAAAUUUAAGAAAAGUUGGAUGUGGAAUAUAUCUUUUAGCAUCUUCAAUAACUUCCCUUCUAACAAUUUCAAUGUUUACAAUCAAUUUUUGGUUUAUUCUUCUCACUCAAAUGAAUUC